GCUUCCGUUCCGCGCCCGCUUCGGCCGCCGCCGCCACCCAUGCUUCCGCAAUCGCUGACGUCCAGAGUUUCCCCUUCUUGCUGUGAGUGGUCCAAACAAAGAGGAGACCUAUGAAGUGUUGGCGGUGGCCUCAGCUAGGAUUCCCCUCUCACCAUGGUCCUAAAGAACAGAAACAUACAGACCGCCAACAUCCUCUUCUCCUCCUGGGCCUUAACCUUGCUGGUGAUAGGCCUCAUCAUGGAGGAAUGGGCUGAAUUGCUUCCCAGAACGAAAAAGAACAAGAUUAGCCACAGCCCGUGGAAGACAUGUUGCACUGCCUUUUGGCCAGAUGGGCUGAAGGCGAUCAAGAUGACCCUGGUGGUGGUCCUCAGCCUGGCCUUCCACCUGAACUUGAUCAUGGGCUUGCAGCUCACCUCCAUGCUGCCGCAGAAUAAGUGCGUCCACAUCACCAUUGCCUUCCUCGGUUUCAUCACAGGUUUCCUUCUGCUCUAUGCACUGGUGAAAUACUACCUUAAGCUAAAGCAAGGCCAGGCUGUGUACUUCUCCAGCUUCAGGACCACCUGGGUCUUCAUGGCCACCUGCUUCGCGGUCAUCAUCUUCCUUACCUGUGGUGUGCUCUCGCUCCUCCAGUGCAAGCAGUCCCUCCAGAGCUGCAGCUGCCUGCGGCUCCGGGCCUCGGGCGCGCGUCUCCCCCUGGCCCGCAGCUCCAUCGAGGUCAUCUCGGAGCGCGCGGCCGUGCCCCGCAGCAUCGUCCGCGUCCACUCCACCAACACCACCUCCAAGGAGGAGGAGCUGCUGGGCAGAGCCAGCGCCCCCGAGCGCCACGUGUCCUGGGCUGUGUGA
Perognathus longimembris pacificus (Pacific pocket mouse) is the source of this 843-nucleotide messenger RNA. It is a transcript of the gene Tmem225, whose product is annotated as transmembrane protein 225. Gene Ontology annotation, biological process: negative regulation of phosphatase activity. The record is from RefSeq and is a predicted model, not a curated record. The transcript is spliced from 4 exons. The coding region runs from base 154 to 843 and encodes 229 amino acids. Lineage: Eukaryota; Metazoa; Chordata; Mammalia; Rodentia; Heteromyidae.